Gloeophyllum trabeum ATCC 11539 is the source of this 867-nucleotide messenger RNA. RefSeq lists its product as uncharacterized. Lineage: Eukaryota; Fungi; Basidiomycota; Agaricomycetes; Gloeophyllales; Gloeophyllaceae. Gene Ontology annotation, biological process: protein phosphorylation. Gene Ontology annotation, molecular function: ATP binding; protein kinase activity. The transcript has 3 exons. The coding region runs from base 1 to 867 and encodes 288 amino acids. The record is from RefSeq and is a predicted model, not a curated record.
AUGUAUGAGAACCAGCUGUCCAGCCUUCAGGGGACUGUUGUCCCGGUCUUCUAUGGCUUAUACGAGACGGUCCACGAGGGUGAUACGCUUGGAUGUCUUGUUCUGGAGGACUGCGGGGAACCUCCGGCUGUUAUUUUCCCAUACCUACCCGUCGCCACCAGAUUGACUAUCCUGCGGAAGCUCCAGGAAAUACACCGCUGUGGUAUUAUCCACGAAGACUUCCGGGUACCGAACGUACUCCUCCGCGGACGGGAUGUUCGUAUCAUUGACUUCGGCAGGGUUUCUCCGCAUAAGGGCGAGUGCAAGAUGGAGAUUCGAAGGGAUCUGACGCCAUGGGAGCAUGUCAUUGAUGUGGACUGCGAGGACAUCUACUGCUACUGCGAAGAUUUCCAGAUAUGGAGCAAAAAUGUGACGAUUGGCCAAAGCGUCUUUCCCCCCGAUGGCCUACCCCCACAAGAAGCCGUAGACGAGCUCAUCUCCCGACGACGUACUCGUUUCGACAACGAGGACCAACGCCGGAUGUUGUUUGGUCGCCUUCGCGAGGUCAGCAUCGAGCUGGAGAAGGGUAUCCCAAUCGAAGACAUCAAAUGGGACAUUGUCUUCAUAGCGGGGCGUCCCAUUCGACCGGCUUCCGAUUAUCCACCUCAGGAAUUCAUCGAUUCUGUGCUGCGCCGUCUCUCCGUGUAUGAGGGCACUGACGGCACCCCUCAGCAGGUGGAGAGUAUUUUGCACAUACUGCGGGAAGCGAAGCUGCCGCUCUCCGAUGGUUCCGUGACGAGCGAGGAAGUGGAAGCAAAGGUUCGCGAGGCUCUGCACUUCACUAAUCGCGACCGAGUACUGCACCGUACGUCUAUAGCGUCUCACUAA